Temnothorax curvispinosus is the source of this 4315-nucleotide messenger RNA. Its product is annotated as DNA ligase 1-like. The transcript has 5 exons. The record is from RefSeq and is a predicted model, not a curated record. The coding region runs from base 163 to 1206 and encodes 347 amino acids. NCBI's taxonomy places the organism in Eukaryota, Metazoa, Arthropoda, Insecta, Hymenoptera, Formicidae.
UCAGCCCGCAGCCGUCUGUGGUUCAUCGCUACGUGUUGUCGUCAUCGUCAUCGUCGUCGUCGUCGUUGCACCGUCAUCGUCCGUGUAUCGUUCCCGCGGGUACGCGCACAGGGUGCCCCGGUCGACACGCUCAUCGCCCCGCGAGCAACGUCGCGCGCCGCCAUGGAUCACAUCGGCCUGCUGCUGCAGCACUCGCAAUACGUAUACGCGAUCCCCGUGGGUAUCGUGCUGGUAUGCGCCAUUCUCGUGUUCGCCUUCGGCUUCAAGAAGGCGGAGCAGCCGCCGUUCGCGCAGCUUUCCGCGAGCUCCGACGUGGACCGGAAGCUCGGCAAGAAGCGCGGCAAGGUCCGCGAGAAGAAAGCUGCUAAUGGACAAGUUGCAUCUGAGAAAACAAGCCCAGCUAAAAAGACAUUGGCAACGAAAGCCGAAGCUCCUAAGAAGGCUACCAAAGAAGAUGAUGUUGACGGGAAGUUGAAAGAGCGUAAACAAGAAGACAACAAGAUUGUCGCUACUAAGAAAGAAAAGGAGCAGCUGUCGACUAAGGCUGGGAAAGAGAAUAAAGUGGAGCAGGCAAAGAACAAAAAGAAUUUGAAGAAUUUAUUCCAGGAAAAACCAGUGGACUUUGACGAUGGAGAUUGGGAGCAAGCUUAUUCUCGCAAGGAUAAGAAGAACAAGAAAAAGGAGGAAGAAUCUCCUUCGAAGAAAAAUAAGAAGACUUCUAAGAAGGCUGAUUUAAUAAACGAAGCCAAGCAGAAAGAACAAGACAAACCCGAGGUCAAGGAUAAAAUAGCUAAGGAAACCGAAAAUAAGGAGCUCAAAGAGAAGGAGAAGAAAGAAGUGAUUCUUACAUCUAUCUCUGAUGAGGAGAUAGGUAAAGCCAAGGAGCCGCAGAAGGAAGAGGAAAGCAAGAUUGAGAAGGUCGAGAAGGAAGAGAAGAAAUCUGGAAAAUCGAAAAAGAAUAAGAAAACUGUUGAAGACGAGAGUACACCCGUUUCGGUACCAUCUACACCAAAGACAGAUAAUAAGCCUGUUGCGGAAGAGGAGCAGAAAAAGCCGCUCGAUGUGGAAAAAAUAGACAACGAUGUAGAGGAAAAUGAAGCGGUAGAAAGUAAAGAGAAAACCGCCGUGUUCGACGAGUUAGGAGAUGUCUGGACAGAAGCAAAGCCUCAGAAGAAGAGUAAAAAGAAGGCUCGUAAAGAUAACUGAGGACAAUUAUGUGUAACGCUAAUGAUAUUCCUUCUUUCGAAAAGGAAGAGUGAGAAUUUCUGCUCGGUCCAAAGGGCGUUUGUCGCUUUCGACAAAUCAGGUGUGUUUUAAAUGAUUUGUUAAUUGCCACCUGACCAAAUCGUUCCUUCCCCUUUAUACAUAAUACCAAUCAAGCUUAGGUUGUUGUUCAAUUAUGAUUUUUUAGUUGUCAUGAUUUUGAGAUCGCGUGAGAACGUCACGUGUAGAACGAAAAUUUUUUUUCGUAUGUUUUUCAUUUCUUAUAGUCCACUAUUUUGCAUUUAAUAAGAGUGGCAUAAGUCAUAAUUUUCACAUUUAUCAGGCAAUUCUUGUACACAUACAUUAGGUUUCUUAGGUACCUUUACACAUGUCUAUAAUAGGAUAUUGUUUUAUUUGUAUAAUUAGAAUAUGUAUAGUGGAUUUGUAUCAUAAAGUUUUGUAAUAGAGUUAUUGAAUGGUACUUAUGCCAUUUACACACACACACACACACACAUUUUGUGUUUUUAUGGAUUAAUAAUCUUACGAAGAAUAUUUUGUAUACUAUUCCAUACUAUUCCUACAUUAAGAAUAACAAUUCUCUGCGUGUAUUGUAUAUCGUUAGUUAAACGCCGGUUUUCAUUGACAUCUCACAUUACAUUGUAUGUGUAUGAACGGUUGAAAGGCAAAAACAUCAAGAGACACGGCAGUGUCUCGCGCCAAGUACACGCGGAGCGAGACCGACCGUGAUAGAAAGUACGUCUCACGGUAAUAUUCAUAAUGCAGGACAAUCUUUGGAAGCGGCAAACUUAUAUUGUUGAUGUGUAGAAUGGGUCUUAAUAAAAUUAUAUUUUUCUACACGAUUAGUCGCGCUCAGUGACUGAUUAUUUUCUGCUUCAAAUGCUCGAAAAUCUAUUUUCUAAUAAUUAAUGCAUUCCCAUUUAGAUACAUCAAUAAUAUAAGUUUUAUGGAAGGAUAACGUUACGUAAAUUCAUGGCAAUUAGUCAUAUAAAUGUGAUAACAAUGAUGAUUAACUUAAAUAGAUCUUGAUAAUAGAAAUCAAGUUCUUUUCUGUGAAAACGUUAUACAAUUAUUUUUCGAGUCUUUGUGUGCAAUAAAGUUGAAUAUGCACGUGUAUCGCAGAGAGUUGAAGCGACAGGUAAAGAUAUUACGAGCAGUAUCGAUUUGUAUUUAAAAAAAAGCGAAAAUAUCAAAUUAUUUGAUACUUUAACAAUAAUUAUAAAUUGCAAUCAGUUUUCUACUUAUAAUAAAAUAAGUAAUUUAUGACAAAAUAAGUUACAAUUUAUGACGAGAAGCAUAAAAUUAACAGUUGUGGAAAAUUUGUGUAUUCGUGAAGCUUCAAGAGUGACUCAAUACUGUUCGUAAUGAUCCAACCAAUUAGUUUAAUGGGCUAGUUAGCUGAGUACUUACAUUCACGCGGAGAGAAAACCGAACAAGUGGAGUCUGGAGGGACGGCCACGGCUUUCGAAUUGCGAGGAAGAAAUUAGCAUAUUUUUCUAAGUAUUGUUCCAAAUCGCCACAUCGUCUACAUCGCACGGCAUUCGCGACGAGUCGCAGUCGAGUUUGGCGAAACGCGCCGAACGUAUACCGCGUAUUCCGCGAAUACUACGUUUGUGCACAUUCGACAUGUAUUCGCGACAGAUGUGUGGAACGUCUGUUAUCGCGAGGUUCUGCGAUAGAGAUUCGAGCGAUACUCUUUCCCACGUGGUAGGAUACGACGAAGAUUUUCGCAUGAAAAUCGACUAAAUAGAAACGAGAGAGCGCGAGAUGGGGGAGGUGAACUGACUAUAAAAUCGAGGAAGUAUUAUAUUGCCACUGUACAUAUGUUUAUAUUAACGAGCAAUGUUCUUCUUAUUAAAUGUAUAUGUGCAAUGUUGCGUUGUACGGUUCACCGAUACGGUCUCUGUGGCGGCAGGGAUCCUUGAUUUUAGGGAUAUUUUUCCAAAGAAUCGAUCAGCGUCCGACAAUACUGUGUAUGAUCUAUUUAUUCUGAAAAUGGCACGAGUUAAAUUUCACGACACACAAUAGAUUUGAACAGGCGGGAAAAAGCUUGGUGCACAAUUGUAUAAUUUUGUAAAAAAGAUUCUCGGAUUUAACUCGUCUCAUUUUCCAAAUGGACAGCACAAUACGCUCUCAUUAUAGAUCCUAUAAUGUGCCGUGCAUUUUUCAUCAUACCGAUCUCUCGGUAUGGUCCACGUAGCAUUCUGCAAAUGUACCUCUCCAGUUCGUGCAUCGAAAUAACGAUAGCGCAAUUACGAUGGCCUACUUUGGACGCGUGACUCGAUAUAGCUACAGUUUUGCGACUGUACGGCACACACGAGGACUCUGAUCGCAUUCGAAAUAUCGACUGUAACAUAAAGAUAAGAUAAGCAGAGAAAAAGAGAGAGAAAGAGUAAAUAAAAGCGCGACACGACAGUGUCGAAUAUAUAUUAUAUACAUAUGACAUAGAGUUACGCAUAUAAUUUAUUUUAUUCACCGAAGAGUUGCUGCGACCACAACAGCAUGUGACAAAUUAAUAAUAAAUCCACGAUAUAUAAUAAAUAUUAUAUAUACAAUAUAAAAAAAAAACAUACGUUGUGUAAAAUACGUGUGUUUCGAUUAACUUAAAUCUUAUCGUUAGCUUAUGUAUGUGAGCGUUAGCACUAAGGUAAAACCAAGGAAAUGUGACACAAACGAAAUAUUUGCGUACGGAACUAAUGGGAGGAGAUAUAAUAUCGACGAGAAAUAUUCUGUUUCUGAAUCGCACGUGAUUAUGCGCUUCUCUCUCUUCUGGAAAUUAGAAUAUAUAUUAUUGAGAUAUAUUCUAUAUAUAUAUAUAUUUGUGUGAGAUCUAAAAGAUAUAUAUAUAUUUAUUAACUUCAGCUACAGCCACGUGGACUUGAUUUACAAAGAUAUAUAUAAAUAUAUAUUUUCGCAUUCUUGCUCGGCGAACAGAACAUUUCUCGCGAAAAUAUGAUUUUUGGUUGUGAUAUUUAUGGAAAAAUGUACGAAUAGCAGGAUGAGUUUCAAGGCAAAUUAGAGAAAGACGGAAGGAGAAGGAGAAAGAGAGAAAGAGAAGAGAGACAAACUGAAUAAAAGUUAUAUUUUUUCAGCA